AUGACUCUUGUUCGACAAUGUUCGAGAGCGUAUGAUACAGUAAAAAACCCAGCUGAAGCCUUGCAAGUGGCGAAAGAAAAAGAGCUGUUACUACAGUCAUGUAGACGAAAAGGAGACAUAGCUACAUCAUCUACACCUUCCGCUCCCCUCUAUCCGACAUCGUCAUCUCCUCCACCUCCAUACCAAGGACCUCCUGCAUAUGUUCCUCCACCCCCAACUUAUGAAGAAACGCGAUUGCCACCAGUUAUUGUGACGCAACCUCCUACCACAGUGUUCAAGUGGAAUCCUGUUGGCAUCGUUUGCCCAUAUUGUCAUAGCAGUGUCGUUACGAAAGUCAGAUCUGAAGCCGGGCUUUUAGCAUGGCUUCUCUGUGGAGUACUGUGUCUUAUGGGAUUGUGGGCUUUUUGCUGUUUAAUUCCCUUUUAUCUUGAAUCCACACAAGAUGUUAUACAUACGUGUCCAUUGUGUAAAUCACAAGUAGGGUAUUAUAAGCCACUGUGAAGAAGGUGGAAUGACAAGUUUCCAUAAGUUACACAAACAAUCCUACUUUAGGGUCCAAUAUCACUAAGAGAAGUCAAUUAUAUAAACAAAGUGCUCUUUUAUUUUUUCAUAUUCCUUUUUCUAAAGGUUUUGCGUCAUGUAAAUCUUUUUAAACUGAAGAAUUUACAUAUGUCUUCCUCACAUUUUUGAUACUGGUGAUAUAAU
This is a messenger RNA of Heterobilharzia americana, 705 nucleotides long. The record is from the annotation of a GenBank genome assembly. Lineage: Eukaryota; Metazoa; Platyhelminthes; Trematoda; Strigeidida; Schistosomatidae.